UGAAGGUAACUGUCAUGGUUACAUUUAAUAUCCAUUUCAACUCAGAAGAUAGCCAUAUGAAAUGUUUUUCCUAAAGAGAAUUUGAGCUUGUAAUGUACUGGCCUUGAAUUCAUGUCUUGGAGAAGUUUUUAUCUUAAACUGAAACUUACAAACCAAACCAUGUCCCUUUAGUUCAUCUAGAUGGAGCUGCAAAAAUUGCAUCUGAUCUUGUUGAUCUUCUUUAAUCAUCUGAUUUGCUUGUUAGGUCAACAACAAAGAGCUGGUUUCAUCUACAAUGGCUUUCUCCAAGCUCAGCCUGAUCUUCAUCUUGAUGGAGCUGCAAAAAUCCUCUCCCCAGAUGGAUUGUUGCAGCUGACCAACGCCUCAACACAGCAAAUGGGUCAUGCUUUCUUCAAGAAGCCAUUUGAUUCAUCUGAGAAGAACUUCUCAUUCUCAACUCAUUUUGUGUGUGCACUUGUGCCUAAACCAGGAGCUGAAGGUGGCCACGGAAUUGCCUUUGUUGUAUCUUCCUCCAUAGAUUUCAAACACGCAGAUCCAACACAGUACUUGGGGCUUUCCAACAUCUCAACAAACGGAUCUCCAUCUUAUCAGCUUCUAGCUAUUGAGCUUGAUACUGCUAAAAGCGUAGAGUUUGAUGAUAUAGACAAGAAUCAUGUCGGAAUAGACAUCAACAGCCUCAGGUCUAUAGAGUCUGCUUCAGCUUCAUACUAUUCAAACACCAAAGGGAAGAAUCAAAGCAUGAAGCUCUUAAGUGAAGAGCCUUUACAGGUAUGGGUGGAUUAUGAAAGAACUUUACUCAAUGUCACAGUAGCUCCUCUAAGAAUCCAGAAGCCAAACCAUCCUCUCUUGUCAAGAUCCAUCAAUCUUACUCAAAUCUUCCCGGAUCAAAAACUGUUCUUCGGAUUCUCUGCAGCAACAGGGUCAUUGGUUAGUUACCAAUAUAUCUUAGGAUGGAGUUUCAGCAGAAGCAGAGAGUUGUUGCAGAAACUGGACUUGUCAAAACUUCCUCAGAUUCCUCAUCCAAGAGCCAAACAGAAGCAAACAUCUCCACUGCUUGUUGUUUUGUUUGUGUUACUAUCACUCAUAGUAUUGGCUGUUCUUGGAGGAGUUGAGUUAUAUAGGAGGAAGAAGUAUGCAGAAGUCAGAGAAGCAUGGGAGAAAGACUACGGUCCACACCGGUUUUCAUAUAAAUCUCUAUACAAAGCAACAAGAGGUUUUGAACAUCGUUUAGGGAAAGGCGGUUUUGGAGAAGUCUAUAGAGGGAACCUACCUCACAUUGGAGAUAUAGCGGUGAAGAGAGUGUACCAUGAUGCAAAGCAAGGGAUGAAACAGUUUGUAGCUGAAGUAGUGACUAUGGGAAGUUUAAAGCACAGAAACUUGGUUCCUCUUCUUGGAUACUGCAGAAGGAAAGGAGAGCUUCUUCUGGUCUCUGAGUAUAUGUCUAACGGAAGUCUUGAUAGAUACUUGUUCUACAGAGAAAAACCGCCUCUUUCAUGGCCACAAAGGUUUGUGAUUUUGAAGGAUAUUUCCUCUGCUCUCAGUUACCUGCACACAGGAGCUAACCAAGUUGUGCUACACAGAGAUAUAAAAGCUUCUAACGUCAUGUUAGAUUCUGGUUUCAAUGGAAGGUUAGGAGAUUUUGGAAUGGCUAGAUUUGAAGAUUAUGGAGAUAGCUUACCCACUGCAACUGCUGCUAUAGGAACAAUGGGUUACAUGGCACCUGAGCUAACAACAAUGGGAACUUCUACAAGAACAGAUGUUUAUGCAUUUGGUGCUUUCAUGCUUGAAGUAACAUGUGGAAGGAGACCAUUAGAUACCAAGGUUGCAGCUGAGAAAAGGCAUUUGAUCAAAUGGGUUUGUGAUUGCUGGAGAAGUGAUUCUCUGCUGGAUGCUGUAGAUACAAGAAUGGGACUUGAAUACUCAGAAGAGGAGGUUGAGAUGGUUCUGAAACUUGGGUUGCUCUGCACAAACAUUGCUGCGGAAUCAAGACCAAGCAUGGAACAGGUGGUACAGUACAUAAACAAGAACCUCCCAUUGCCCAACUUCUCACCAGAUUCUCCAGGGAUUGGAGUUUAUGUUCCGGUUUUGCUAGAAUCGGCAUUUGCUUCCAGAAACUCCUUAGCACCAUCAGCCUCUCCUCCUUCGCCUCAUAACUCCAUGUUUGUCACUCACACAAUCACAUACGGAGAUGGAAGGUGAAAAUCUUUCUUACAUUUUUUUUCCAGAUAAAUACAAUGUAAUCAGUGUGUGUAUAUCAGUUUUAGCUACUUUCUCAAUUUGUUAAUAAAGAUUUGAAUGUGAAACUGUGAUUGAAACAUCAUAUAAGGUUAUAUAAUAGCAACUGAAUUCAUUAAUAAUAAAACUUGCAAAAAAGAUCUCA
This is a messenger RNA of Eruca vesicaria subsp. sativa (arugula), 2380 nucleotides long. The record is from the annotation of a GenBank genome assembly. NCBI's taxonomy places the organism in Eukaryota, Viridiplantae, Streptophyta, Magnoliopsida, Brassicales, Brassicaceae.